Ochotona curzoniae (black-lipped pika) is the source of this 2184-nucleotide messenger RNA. Its product is annotated as disintegrin and metalloproteinase domain-containing protein 25-like. Gene Ontology annotation, biological process: proteolysis; male gonad development. Gene Ontology annotation, molecular function: metalloendopeptidase activity. The record is from RefSeq and is a predicted model, not a curated record. The transcript has a single exon. Lineage: Eukaryota; Metazoa; Chordata; Mammalia; Lagomorpha; Ochotonidae. Gene Ontology annotation, cellular component: plasma membrane; sperm head plasma membrane; external side of plasma membrane. The coding region runs from base 1 to 2184 and encodes 727 amino acids.
AUGAGAAUCAGUCUGCUGAUGCUGUGGGUGGGGGAGUUUUUCUUACUUUCUGGGUGGCUCCAGACUGGGCACUGUCAACAUCACAGCCACCCAGAAGUGGUAAUACCCUUGAGGGUAACUGGCACUGAGAAAGAUAUGAAGACUAAAGGCUGGCUCUCCUAUAGACUGCAAAUUGCAGGCCACAGAUACAUCCUCCACACGAAAGUCAAGAAGAAUGUGAUAACCAGACACUUCUCCAUUUUCACCUACUCAGACCAAGGUGCUCUCAUUAAGGACCAGCCUUUUGUGCGGGAGGGAUGCUACUAUCAUGGUUAUGUGGAAGGAGACCCAGAAUCCAUGGUUGCUGUUAGCACCUGUUUUGGGGGCUUUCAAGGGAUGUUACAGAUAAAUGACACUAUUUAUGAGAUCAAGCCAAAACCGUUUUCUUCCAAAUUUGAACAUCUAGUUUAUAAGGUGGACAGUGAGGAUACUAUGACUUGUGGAUUAACAGAAGAAGAGAUAGCACAGCAACUGAAGAAGCAUAAACCUAAUAAUCCCUUUCUGAUGCAAAGUGAUUAUCAGGGCUGGUGGACCCAUCGAUGGUUUAUAGAACUUGCGAUGGUUGUAGACCAAGAACGAUUCUUUCAUAAGGGCAGUAAUAUCUCAGCUGUGGAAGAUGAAGUAAUCGAGCUUAUAAAUCUGCUUAAUUCUGUUUAUGAGCAUAUGGACGUGGAAUUGUUUUUACCUGGAAUAGAAAUUUGGAAUGAAGGGAAUCCCAUACCACCAGCAAACAUAAGUUAUUUCCUAACAGAAUUUUGCAAAUGGAAGAGAUCUAAUCUAGAUAUUCGUAUGCCCCAUGAUGUUGUUCAUCUUUUAAUAAAGGCUGGGUUUGGUAUAUAUCUUGGAUUGGCCUAUGUUGGAACAGUGUGUAAUUCAUUUUAUAAUUGUGCAGUUAAUAGUUUCAGGACUGAUGCACUGGUUAGCUUUUCAUACAUUCUGGCACAUGAGCUUGGUCAUAAUUUGGGUAUAUAUCAUGAUACUGCAACCUGUAAAUGUAAGGAUAGAGUAUGCAUAAUGUAUCCAACUGCAUCAGCCGCAACAAAAUUCAGCAACUGCAGUUAUGCUCAAUAUUGGGGAUACUCUAUAAGAACGCACUGUAUGCGCAGCCCUCCAAAUCCAGAGUCUCUCUUCACAAAACAUCGUUGUGGAAAUGCUGUUGUUGAAGAAGAAGAGAAAUGUGACUGUGGGUCUUUAGGAUCCUGUACAAAUGAUCCCUGUUGUUCGACAGACUGCACUCUGGUACCUGGGGCUUCUUGUGCUUUUGGCAGUUGUUGUAAGGACUGCCAGUUUGUGCCAUCAGGCCAGGUAUGUCGAGAACAAGGUAGUGAAUGUGAUCUUCCAGAGUGGUGCAAUGGAACUUGGCAUGAGUGUCCAGAUGAUGUGUAUGUACAGGAUGGAAGUCCUUGCUUGGGCAUGGGUUACUGCUAUGAAAAGAGAUGUAAUUUCCGUGAUGAACAGUGCCGGAAAAUUUUUGGCAAGAAAGCCAGGAGUGCAAAUGAGAUGUGCUAUAGAGAAAUGAACACCCGUGGUGACCGUUUUGGUAACUGUGGUACCACCACAACUGCAUAUAGAGCAUGUGCUAUUGCCGAUAUUUUGUGUGGAAGAAUUCAGUGUGAGAACGUGACAGAAAUUCCCUCACUAGCAAGUCAUUCUACUGUGCAUAUAACUCGUUUCGCUGGUCACAGCUGCUGGGGGGUCGACUACCACUUUGGGAUGACUGCACUUGAUAUUGGUGAUGUGAAAGAUGGAACAGAGUGUGGUAAACAGCGGGUGUGCAUUCACAGGAGGUGUGUCCCUGAGCCAGUUUGGGAUAGUAAGUGCAUUCCUGAAAUGUGCAACAUGCAUGGAAUAUGCAACAGUAAACAUCACUGUCACUGUGGCAAGAAGUGGGCCCCACCAAACUGCAGGACAAAAGGAAAUGGAGGUAGUAUCGAUAGUGGCCCACCCCCUGAGCAAAAACAUGAGGAAACUGCGCAAAAACGUGAGCCUGACCGUGGAAUUUCUAAGUUUUGGAUUCCUUUUUUGGUGUUCUUAAACUGUGUUUUGAUUCUGUGUUGCUGCUGUUUCAUUUGCUCUCCACUUCAGAAAAAAGAAGAUACACCAGAACCACCAGAACAAAAAUCAGACUUACCAAAGACAAACUAA